Messenger RNA from Calidris pugnax (ruff), 7990 nucleotides. It is a transcript of the gene CCDC91, whose product is annotated as coiled-coil domain containing 91. The transcript is spliced from 10 exons. NCBI's taxonomy places the organism in Eukaryota, Metazoa, Chordata, Aves, Charadriiformes, Scolopacidae. The record is from RefSeq and is a predicted model, not a curated record. Gene Ontology annotation, cellular component: trans-Golgi network. Gene Ontology annotation, biological process: Golgi to lysosome transport. The annotation marks the transcript as partial.
UAUCUGAAGUCCGUAUAUCUCCUGAUGUUCUUCUGGAGCACUCUGUGCCUUCUUCCUGCCUGGUUCCUUCGGACUCAUUCAGUUUAUCAGGUGAUAAUGUGGCAACAGCCAUUCAAACAGCCAGCAACAAACAGCCUGUUAUAAACCCAGCUGUUCUUGAAGAACAGAUUCAACCAGAUAUUCCAGUUGCCUCUUUGAAUGUAAUUGAAGAGAAGACUUCAGUUACAUCAACCGUUGCUUUGGUUGAUGCUGAGACACAGAGAACAAAUGAAGCAAAGAGCUACCUUCAACAAGCUGUUGCAAACCUAGAAAUCAAGCUUUGCACUGCUGAAGAAGAAAAAUUAAAAAUUAAAAAGGAAUUAGAAUCUUUACUGGAAAAACAUAGUAUUCUUGAAAUGGAUUUCCUGAAGGAAAAAAAAGAGAAAGUAACUUCACAUCAAGAUCAUUACAAGACACUCCAGGAAAAACAUAAGCAGGAGUUAGCAGACAUGAGAAAAGCUGGACAUGAAGCUUUGAGUAUUAUUGUUGAAGAAUUCAAGGCACUGCUACAAUCUACAGUUCAGCAGCAAGAAACAGCUCUUGAAAAACAGUAUAUACUGGCAAUUGAAAAACAUUCUCACAAAUGUGAAGAACUUCUUAACGCUCAGCAUCAGCGACUUCUCAACAUUUUGGAAGCAGAGAAGGAAGUGUUCUCAGAAAAAAUAGAAGAAGCUUUGAUGCAGCAGUCAAAAAAACACAAGGAAGUGCUUGACCAAUGUUUGGAUGAAGAAAGACAAAGAAGUAAGGAGGCUCUGGCAGCUGCUGCCAAGGUUGAAAAAGAAGUAGUGCAGGAGGCUGUUCUGAAAGCAGUAGAGGAGGAAAGGAGAAAUAUGGAGAAGAUUCAUGCAGAAGAAAGAAAAAUGUGGGAAGCAGAACGUGACAGACAUAAAGAGAAGAUUGCCCAGGCUGUUCAUGAAGCCAUGCAAGAGCAAAGAAAGCAUAAUCAAGAAAUGGUCAAGGAAGCAUUAAUGGAAGAGCAAAAACGAAGUGAAAAGGCAAUUGAAGAAGCAGUGAAAAGGACAAGAGAGGAACUGAUGGAAUAUAUUAAAGAGCAGAAGAGGCUUGAUCAAGUUGUCCGUCAGAGAAAUCUAUGUAGUUUGGAACUUUUCCUCUCAUGUGCACAGAAACAGUUAAAUGUUCUAUUAAAGGAAGAGCCAACAUCUAUGGAGGAAAAGAGAGAGACUGACAUUCUCAAUACUGCUGAUACGGUGUGAUUUGUAAAGCUGCAAAUCUCAAUCUGACAAAUGAUGAAUAUAUUCUAAUAUUGGGAUUGUACCAUUGGUUCAAGAUUGAUCAGAUACUAUGCUUAGAAGAAGUAUUUGUGGAUUAUGUUCUUCUAUUUAUUUAUUUAUUUUACUACUAGUGUCAGAUCACAAAUAUGGGAAGGAAAAAUAAAACCUGAAAAAAAUUGUUUUAUUUAUGAUUUUUCUUUCAUUAUAUUUAGUAGCCUGUGAUUGAAGUUCUUGGUAACUGCAGCUGUGAUGAAAAUGUUUCCCUAUUAUGUCUGUUUUAGAUGAGGCAUCAUAUGUUGAUGUAAUUUAUCAAUAUUUUUGGUCUUUCAAAAAUGGAGAAAAGCAUUUAAUUGACUAUAGAUGCAAAUCCAUCUCUAUUUCUGAAGUGUAUGCCCAAGUUCAUUGCCUCAACUGAGCCUUCUUAUUUCUUACUACUUUUGAUGUACAGCAGAAGAAUCAGAACAGAUACAUGAGAGUUGACGUGCAUUUUUAUAAACAACUCCAGCUCUAGUAAUAGAAAAGUUUAAAAACUAAACAGUGCAUCUUUUUAGAGUAGUGCAAAACAUUGCCAUAACCAAUGUAUAGUAUGUAUUUUAUUUCUGUUUUAAAACCUAGCUUGAUUCCAAAAGUCAUUUUCUCAUGAAAAUGCGAUUAAUGUGACUGACCUCAGUUCCAGGAAGAAGAUGUAUGUAAUUAUGUGGAGACUGAUACUGCACUGCCUCAGUGGAAUUUCUGACGGAAUAAGGAGUGCAGCUUGCUGACCUCAGAUGCCCUUUCUAAACCCAUUGAAGGAAGCAGAAAAUCUCCCCACUGAUAUUACUGAACUUUGGAUCAAGUCGUAGGUCUUUCUAGUCUUGCUAACGGCAGCAUCGAGUGGAAUUUCUCUGCCUACACUCUCUUGAUUGUAGAUUUGGGGCCUUAGUUAUAAAAGAGUUCUGAAUGAAAUAAGGAAAAUUAAAUGUUCAUGCUUAGAAAUGUAAAUAAAUGAAGAAUGGUAUCUCUUCUGGUGACCUUGUGAUUCAGUGGGGGACUUAUGGGCAUUUUUUGUGUGGUUCUUGUUAUUCAGUGGUGCUUGUGUGGGGUUUUUUUGUUUGGCUGUGUUUUUUACGUCGGCACUCACUUUUCAUAAAUUGCUUUUUUAUAGCCAUAAGGAAACAGAAAAUGGUUGGAUAUGUAUUUGGCAGAAUGAAAUAUGGAUUGCAGAGAGUUAAGCAUUUUAUUUAAAUCUUUUUCUGUGCUUCAUUUUUGGAAUCAAAACCAAGGGUUUUGUCUUCUGCAUGCAAAAUUUCACUGAAGAAGUUAAUAAUGCUGUUUUUUCUAGGUGAUGACCUCACCCUACAAAGGGAUGAAAAUCCGGUCUUCUUUUUGAUAUUUCUUGAUUGACUGAUGAGUUUCCAUUUCUUACGGCAGACAAAAAAAAUAGUGUUAAUGAGUCACCUACUUAUCGUUCCUAAGCCAGUGAAAUCCUUGUAUAUGUCAAUUGCACCAAAGAUGACAUGGAUGUUGUCAUGGUUUAACCCCAGCUGGCAGCUAGAGCCACGGGGCCGCUCGCUCAUCCCCCCUUUCUCCUCUAGGAAGGGGAGGGAGAAGAGGGAGAAAAGUAGAGGAAAGUUAAAAAAAAACCUCGUGGAUUGAGAUAAAGAUAGUUUUAUAGAACGAUAUCAGAAAAGGAAAAUAACAAUACUAAUAAUGACACAAGUUACUCUUAGUGCCGGGUGAUUUGGCACCAUCGCAAACAGUGAUCACAAGUAUCCAUCCCCCAGCUAAACCCAUUUAUGUCCUGAGUAUGACAUCUAUGGUAUGCAAUAUCCCACUGGCCGUUCCACCAUUCUGCCUGUGCUUCUUCUCAGCUUCUAUGGGAAGCUGGAAAAAGUCCUUGAAAACUAUAAAUGUCGCCUGGCAACAACUAAAACAAUAUGUUGACAUUCCUUUGGUACCAAAUCUGAAACACAACGACCGCUAGAAAGAAAAUGAACUGUGUCCCUGAAACCAGGACAGGUAUCCAGGUAGGUUUUUUGGAAAGUAGAGACAGUGCAAAAUGAAGUUCUCUAGUGCUGUCUCACAAUCAAUGUUUAAUUGUGGAAAUGUGGUAUGAGCAGAUUCCUAGAUGAACUUCAACAUUAUUGUUUCUUACUUCUAGGUCUUUAGAUGAAAUAGUAUUCCUUUUUACUAAAGACCUCAAACUGUUCCCCAUCAAAGCCAGAGCCUUAGCGGUGUAUGAGUAUCCUCCUACUAAAGAGUUUUGUUUUCUGACUUGCAACAAUAUGUAAAAGCAUUUGUUGGAGAAGUUUAUGAUUGCAUUGCCAACUGUGGUGUAUCAUAGACUACUGUCCAUCAAAUCCAUAUCUCCCCAGUUCGGAAAGAAGGAUGUUGUGGGGACCAUGUCAAACCCCUUAGAAGUCCAGACAGACAACAUCUGUAGCUCUUCCCACAUUCACUGAUGUAGUCACUCCAUCACAGAAGGCCCCGAGGUUGGUCAGGCAGGACUUGUCCUUGGUGAAGCCAUGCUGGCUCUCUCUUUUGUAUGGUGUCUUUAGCUAAGAUACAGAUAUAUUUGAAUUUUUGCCUUGCUCUAAGAAUCUCAUUGGCAAAUGCCACUUGAAUUCCUUCAAGCAUAUAACUCCUUGACUCCGUCAUAAGAAGGCAGAACAAAGGAAAAGCAGUAGUCAUUCCAGACACUGAGAUCACAUUAGUGUUUUGAGAUCUUUUGUGCACUGUCCACAUAUUUGAGUUUACAGAUUUUUCCCUACCCCUUGGAUGGAGGGAAUAUGUGAUAAGAUUUCACCUUGUUUCCUAGCACCUUGUUCAUCAAAGGGACAGAUGGAAUUUAUGCUCGCUUUCAGAUCAUGUAUAGCAUCAGAUUAUCAAAUAGAUAUCAGUUAUCAAAUAGACUUAGUGCAAAUGUAAAAUGAGCUAGAUUGGGGCAUACCCAAUCUGUAUUGCAGCUAAUUAGCUUUCUUGAUGCCGGAUGGUUAGUUGUUAAAACAGAGCACAGCACUUACUAACUAGCCACUUACAUCUUCCUGCUCUGGCUGCAUUGCAGCCUCACUGAGCUACCUGCAAUACAUAGUUUAACUAAUUUUGGUGCUGUAAACUUGGCUGCAGGGGAGUGACUAACCUGUGAGUGAGAUUGCUUUCAAAAUUUUUACAUGGCCAUUCCAAAUACUGUCUAGAAAUUACAUAUCUGACAUUCCUUUUUUGGCAAUGGGUUAUAAAUGUGCCUAACGAACAUUGGCCUGGAAAACAUUUUUUACAUGGGUAUAAUUUGGGCCUUCAGUUCAAUUCAAUGUGUUUGCAGGAACUGCCGCCACAAAUGUUUUCUUUUGUGUGAUCUGUCCAAGAAUAUUGUUCUUUUAAGGCUUCAAGAAUGGAUGACUUAUCCGCUAGUACAGCUUAAGGACAGAUUUCUUUAUUAAUUUUUAAGCCUAUGUAAAAUUAAUAAUACUGUUGCUGAAUUAGGGUCACAUUUGAACAGUUGAACGUGAUGGGGAAACCAUCUGAGUUGCACUCUGUUUGGCUCAAAUUUCAUAUUUGCCUUUGAAAGCGUAUGCUUCCUUAGCUAAAGGAAAGCCCUGAGGUGUGUGGACUUCUCCUUGUAGACAUUACCUAAGCAAGUUCACUUGCCAUGGUGAUGCUGUGGCUAAAAUCGUCCUCAUCAGUCUUGCCUCAUGCCAUUUGCCACAGAUACACAUUUGCCACGUGCCAUGUGGUAGGUUGUGGUGUUUGCAUUUCUGUGGGAAGCAUUGCAUUCUAAAGACCUAGAGUAAUGUCCUGAAAGUGGGGAAAAUCAACUGUAGGUGCUGGUGACUCCAGAGUGUUUAGCAAGACAAAAUAGAGAUGAUUAAUUUUUUUUUGAUUGAUCUUUUUUAUUGUUGUGUGUAUUUUUAAACUUGUUGUAUUGCCUUUGAGUGAUAUGACAUUCUUGAUAAUAAACAUAUUGUUAUCCUGUGAUAAUAACAAUAAUUUCCUGUGACAGAUGUGGUCAGUAUUGUAUCCACAUCUUACAUGCGGUGUAAUUAUAGCAAUUUUAAUAUGCGUAAGAGAUUCACAUUUGUUUGUAUUUCCUGUAAUUCCUCACAUUUCAGACUUACAAAAUCAGCAUUUUUUAGAUGCUUUCCAUUGUCCAUCAUGGAUAAUGUGAUACACAAAGAAAGUGUUAUUGAAUAAACACUCAAGACUAUUUUAGGAUUUUUUGAACUUUGAAGGAUGUUUGGGUUUUUGUACUACUACCAAAUUAGGGCAUCAGUUAAGACUUCACAUUGCUUUCACUACACAGUUUUUCAGAAAAAUAGCUGGUCAUGUUGAUACAUGGCCAGCCUCUGUUUUUGUGGCAAUAAUUUUGAGUAUUUUAUUACUUAAACACCCCACUCUUUUAUUGUGACCAUAGAUUACAUAUUUAGAGAGUGAUUGUGAACUUCUGGCUCCCAGGAAGUCCUCAGGAAUUCUGCUGUUGGUUAUUUUCAGCUUAAAAUUUCAUCCUUCCUCAUAUUUUUUGCAAUUGUGACUAUAAUGAGUAUAAUGCAAAGAGCUUUGUCUUUGUAUAGUUCUGGCUAUGUACCGAGAAGUUAUUUCAAGAGCAGGUUUCAUGAUCAGUUCUUUGAAGAAAAUGUCAGCAUUUGUUCUGUUCAUGGUAUAGUGGGGAAGGGGGUCAAGAUGUUGGCUGAGACCUUGCUGAGGGGGUACGUAUGUCUUAUUAUUGCUAUCCUACUGCUAGAAAGAAUGUAUUUUCAUAUUCUCAUUGAAAUAAGUUUCUUCUCCUUUGGUAUAUCAGAACUAAUAGUGACUGUAGUAUUCCCUACUGAAAUGCCUAGAAAAAACUCAUUUGGUUACAUCAACAAAAUCACUAUCAAAAAUCAGUCCAUUUUCAGAUCAGGCUUGACAGCAGUGGAAACAUGAUGGUAAAUGUAAGCUGCUACUCUUUGUUAUGAUCCCUUUGACUACUGGUUUUACUUCACAAAGAAAAUAGGGUCUUUAUGAAAUACUUCAUCUCCUGCAAAUUCAACUGCCUAAUGAAGUUUACAGCUGAAUAGUAGUUUGAUAAAAAGCUGGAUGAGUUUUGUCAGGGUGAAAGAGUCAUAUAAAUGAGAGCAUUUUGCUUUUGUUACGGAUUAUUGUUAGAAAGAGUCAAAAUCUCUCCUGGAAUGUCAGCAGCCAAGGGUUUCAGUGGCUGCCUGAAUGCAACAGAACUGCAUUUGGUCUAUUUGAAACAGUAAUGUUGAUGCUGGAAAAUACGAUUAUUUCAGAAAACUGUCCAUAUGCAAUUUUCCAACUUUUGUCUUAUUAAGAGUUUUUUGCAGGUUUUUCAUGUGUUCCUUGCCCUAGGGCAAAAGAAACAGUGUUACCCAUAAAUGUUUAUGAACACGAUGGUGCAGCAAAAGGAGGAGUUGUAAGCUAGGUGGAAUUUAUUUUCUCCAUACUCUUUUGGUAGUUUGGGCAAGGAUAUUUGAGAGAAUAGAAGUUCUCUAGAUGCAGAAAACCAAAAAUUGUGGCUUGUGAAUUGAGAGGGAUUUGGUGAGGAAGAAGAGACAAAGAGGUAUUAUUUUAUAAUGUAAACUAUGUGGUAUAUUAAGAGAAAGAAAAGAUGUGAUUUCAUAGAAUGAAGGGGAACGACAGGUUUGAAUGAGAAGUGCAGACAGGAGGUUCAUCCUCUAGAAUGCACUCAUCUGAACCAACAGACUUCUCAGAUGUAAAUGGCAAAAUGAGUAAAGAAAAAAGAAAGGUGAAGAUUCAUGUUUCCCAUGCAGUUUGAAGAAUAAUUGGUUUCACAACUCAGAACUUCUGAAACUUAACAGUGGUUUCUGUAAGGAUGUAGACAAUUUACCCAGAACAUCUCAUCUUCCGGAAGAUAGUACUAUAUGACAAUCUGUACUUCAAAACAACAUCCAAAUUAUCAAAAUAAAUAAAAUUAAAAUUUGUGCUUUGUAAAGCUUAAAAGCAUUACAAGGCUGACAUGUUGAGACCCAAACAUGUUAGUCUGACAAAUGUCAAUAGAGAUUCCUGGGCGUCUUUAACAAAAUGUUUUCAGAGCUGCGCUGGGGGUACUACUGCAUCAGGAUGAUGAAUGUAUUCUUGCUUGAUUGUUACACUAAUAUUAAAAACAAGUUAUAUACAGAGUGGAAAAGUCUUUUAAUGUCUGCCAAAUAAAAUGGAAAGGGAUCCAGAUGUUGUGUUCAAAGAUAAUGUAGCAUCUGUGCAUUUUCUUGGGAAUAAGAAAUGUAUUUAGGUGUCAGGCAAAAUAAUUUUUCAUUUACAGAGAUAGGAAUAAAAUUUUGUGUAAGCUCAAGACAGCAGCGACAAAGAUCUACAAAAGACUGAUAGUUACAUGGUUCAUGAAUGACAGGAUUAUUCAAAGGAAUACAAAUAACUACAAGCACAGUCAGCAUCAAAUUGCACUCGAUUAUGUAUGUAUCGUAGUCAUAAUGUGUAUGCACAGUUUUCAAGACAAUUUUACUUCAAUAAAUUCUUCAAAGAACAAGUGAGUUGAAGGAGGGGAUGACAAGAUCAUCCUCCAUUGUUUUUGAGAAGGAUCCAAAUGGAUGGUUGAUUGGUUUAUUGCAUGUUGGGGCCAAAUGCUACUACCUUUUCUGAUGCAUAAGCAUACAGAAGUGCAUGCUGGUUUUCCCAAAGCAAUCAUAUAGCACAAUUGUCUCUACCAAUUAGAUGUUUUAAUCAUAUUUUUCCUGUUGGUUAAGCUUCAAUAAAUCAAGCCGGUAAGUGAA